Strongylocentrotus purpuratus (purple sea urchin) is the source of this 617-nucleotide messenger RNA. RefSeq lists its product as uncharacterized. The record is from RefSeq and is a predicted model, not a curated record. The transcript has 5 exons. Lineage: Eukaryota; Metazoa; Echinodermata; Echinoidea; Camarodonta; Strongylocentrotidae. Bases 6 to 557 code for a protein of 183 amino acids. Gene Ontology annotation, molecular function: calcium ion binding; calcium-dependent protein serine/threonine phosphatase regulator activity.
UAGGAAUGGGUAAUUCAGACUCUCUUCUCACGCCAGAAAGACUGGAAGAUAUUCAAGAGCAGUCACAUUUUGAUGAAAAAGAGAUUAAGUUUCUGCUGAAGACUUAUGCCAAACUGGACCCCUCCCCUGAAGGUGAGGAUGGUAUCCCCGUGGAAUCUUUCCUUUCCCUUUACAUCUUUGCUGGCAAUGAGCUUGCAAGGAGAGUGGUAUUGAAACAUGCUAGUGGACCGGACCGUACCAUUCAGCCAGAGGGGUUCUUGCUGUGUCUGUCUGUGCUGAGCAAGAAAGCAGAUUAUCCUGAGAAAAGUAAAGCCCUCUUUGAUGCGCUAGAUGUGAACAAAGAAGGUCUUGUAAGAUUUGAGCAGCUCUUCAGUCUCUACAAGGGUAUGUUCACCCCUGCAUUGUCGGAUGACCAGAUAACGGAGGCUGUGAUUGGUGCAUUGCAGAAAGUCAGAGGUCAACAUCCUGGCACCAUCUCAUACCAAGAAUUUCUGAGGAUGGUGUCGCCCACAGAGCUGAACCAGAAGAUGACGAUCGACAUUCCUCUGCCGACAUGAAGAAGGUCAUGUGACCAGGAUUAAACUCGUCGCAUCCAGCUCUUAGGUUGAAAAUCUACA